Macrosteles quadrilineatus (aster leafhopper) is the source of this 584-nucleotide messenger RNA. Its product is annotated as chorion class B protein B.L1-like. The record is from RefSeq and is a predicted model, not a curated record. NCBI's taxonomy places the organism in Eukaryota, Metazoa, Arthropoda, Insecta, Hemiptera, Cicadellidae. The coding region runs from base 53 to 508 and encodes 151 amino acids. The transcript is spliced from 3 exons.
GCCUAUGGCCGCCCUAUAGGACACUCGCACCGGUAGUUCACUCUGGAUUAAUAUGGCUAACCUUUACGUUCUAUUCGCGUUCACCGCCCUCGCCGCCCUGGCAAGCGCCGCCCCCGCGGACCAGCCCGCCCCCGCUAGCCCCGCUGCCGCCCCCGAGGAAAAACAAGACCUUCAGACGAGCAACACGUACGGUCUGGGCUAUGGUCUGGGCUACGGGGGUAUUGGUGGUUAUGGAGGAUACGGUCACCUGGGCUAUGGAGCUCCUAAGAUCAUCGCUCCAGUCGCUGCUCCUAUUGGACUGGGCUAUGGGGGUUAUGGGGGUAUCGGCCAUCUUGGCUACGGAAGCUAUGGAGGAUACGGUAAAGGCUACGUGGUUCCUUCCUACGGUCACAACCUAGCCUACGGUUACGGAGGUCUUGGUUAUGGAGGUCUCGGCUACGGUGGACUUGGCUAUGGAGGAGUCGGCUACGGUCAUGGCAUAGGACACGGACUACCUUACUACGGUUAAACAAUUUUAAACUAUCCAUAUUAAGACAAUUCACCUUGUACAUAUUUUUUACAAAUAUAUUUUGUAUUUAUUUGUA